GUGUUACUCUAGAUUCGAAUUUAUUGUGAAUUUUGGUUUUACUAGACAUACAUGUCAAGCAUGCGAGCAUGCAUGUUUCCAAGUAAAUUAUGUAAAAUUUUUACCGGUGUUGUAGUUUGUUUACUGAUUAUAUUUUUCAUUAUUUUUGUGUAUUAUUAUAAUUACUUUGCGGAUGAUUUUUAUGAAGAAUCUGUUAAUCAAAAUUUCUAUUUUAAUUCGAAUAUUAACUAUUGCUCCAACGAACCAUGUCCUUUAUCUGCAACUUGUGUAAAUACAGAUGGAAGUUACAGUUGUGUUUGCAAUGAGGGAUACAAGGCAAAUGGAUCCGACAUUAGGGUUGAUGGUUGUGUAGAUAUUAACGAGUGUGAGGAGAGCCCUGCGAUCUGCCCGAGUCAAACUAAAUGUGUAAAUAUUUUUGGGGCUUUUGCUUGUGUUAAUGAUUUGACUCCAUCCCCAGUUUUGGAUGUAAGAAAUACUUUGACUGUUGAUGUUGCAG
This is a messenger RNA of Parasteatoda tepidariorum (common house spider), 496 nucleotides long. RefSeq lists its product as uncharacterized. NCBI's taxonomy places the organism in Eukaryota, Metazoa, Arthropoda, Arachnida, Araneae, Theridiidae. The record is from RefSeq and is a predicted model, not a curated record. Gene Ontology annotation, molecular function: calcium ion binding.